Molecule: messenger RNA, 339 nt
Organism: Suillus paluster
Lineage: Eukaryota; Fungi; Basidiomycota; Agaricomycetes; Boletales; Suillaceae
Exons: 3
Source: RefSeq, a predicted model, not a curated record
ACAUGAACAACAAGCUCUUCAAGAUACUUUCCUCAAUCGCCUUGGUAUCGACAUGCGCUGCCACUCAAGCACUCACGCAGAGCCAGACAUUUACUAUUAAACCUCGACAUCGACCUGCGGCGAUCAAAGCACAUUCGUCCCGGAAGUACGAUACCAUCAGCGUAAACGUGCAUCCUGAGUUUCAAGGGUCUAGCAGGAUGCUAGGGAAUGCGGGGCCGUUGUCAGCACUGGCGAACAUAAUCUGAUGGCGCAUCGCCCUUGCCGUCAAAGAAGAAGAAAACAGUGCCAUCGGCUAUCCAGGUGAUAUCAAGAAGGAUGAGCUGCACCCACGUUUCGUGA